Yamadazyma jaroonii is the source of this 1473-nucleotide messenger RNA. The record is from the annotation of a GenBank genome assembly. Lineage: Eukaryota; Fungi; Ascomycota; Pichiomycetes; Serinales; Debaryomycetaceae.
AUGAUAUCCCGUCCAGAAAGUCACAAUUCAGAUAUUGAACGAAUCAAAGAUGAGAUAGUUCAUGAGACUACUCUUGAAAAGACCAAUAGUGAAAUAAAUUUGACUGGGUUCAGAACUAAAUCAGUAGAUUCAACUUCAAAUAUGGCUCCCACUUGGUUCUAUGGUACAACAACCCCAAAAAGAAAUAUUUCAUCCGUAGGAUCAGGAUUAUUGUUGGCUAACAAAGGUCAUGUGGCUAUAGCAUCUCCUGAAGUCAUUCAAAAUUAUCUUUAUCCUAUCAGUGAAGUUUUGGAAUCAAAGAUUUUGAAAUACAGAAAUGAUUUAUCCAGAAUUAUGAGUUCAAAUCCGUCUAGUCAGUUUGCCAAUCCAUUAUUGGUAAUCACGGGUCCUACAUACAUCAGACAUGCUAAUCAGAUUAGAGGAUGUGCUCAAUGGAUUGGGGGGAUGUUAGGGAAAUCUUUUCCUAACUCUACCACUCAAUUAUUUCCAAAAGAGAUAAAGCAAAUUUUCGAAAAGCCUUUCGAAUCCCAAAACUUGAUGUUAUCUAUAAGAGCUAAUUUGACCAACUAUAACCUCAAUUACAAUUCGUCAUUGGCAACAGAUGAUAAUUCAAUUAUGACUUAUGAAGUAGCUAGAGGUAUGCCUUAUUGUAGGGCUUUAUUAGAUGAAAUCAGUGAAAUAUGUCCCAUAGUUGGUGAAACUUCCGAUACUAUUACCCCCCAAUACUUAAGUGACUUGUUUUGUCUUGGAUUAGUGAGUUCAACUUUGGUUGAGAGUCAAUUACAUAGAGAGUUGGCUUCGGGUGCUUCUUAUCCUAUUGGAUUCCAAACUCUGGAUUCCCAACUUAGGUUUGAUAAAUCCAUGUACUCCCAUAGAAUCCAGAAUGCCUUAGAUGCCAUGUUUGCUACCAAACAACAACAUCAGUUCCUUUCUGUCACUAAAGUGGGUACUGUUGCAGUUGUUGGUACCACAGGGAAUGAAGAAACUUUCAUAAUAUUGGAAAUCAACCUCCAGUUAUCCUUUGACGAGCUAGUUGAAUUUAUUGAAAACAAAGUUUAUAAAGACAAGAGGCUCAAUAUCGACACUCCUAGAGUAAUCUUAGAUCUUGGUAAAAUUUCCAACACUGAAUAUGAUCAAAAACUAUCAGUUAUCAGCAAGUUCCUUUCAGAAGAGAGAUAUCAUUUGAAUCGUAAAAUUUUGGGGGUUCUUAUCGAUAGUGGUGAUGAUUAUGUUCCCAAAAACUUCCAAUCUACUUUGGAAACCCAUAACAACGAAUCCUUGGGGAGUUUUGAUUGCAACGAAAGCUUCGAAGAGUUGAAUAGAUAUUUCCAACGUAACAGAAUUAACAGUAACGAAAGAAUUGAACCAUCGUUGCCAGAGCAUUCCUCUUACGAAUACUUCGUGAAUGCUAACAAAAUGAUCCACCAAUUAGAUAAGUUAAGUGGUCUUAGGAUCGAAAGCCUGUCUUACUAG